This is a messenger RNA of Epinephelus lanceolatus (giant grouper), 5665 nucleotides long. It is a transcript of the gene slc12a5b, whose product is annotated as solute carrier family 12 member 5b. Gene Ontology annotation, biological process: ammonium transmembrane transport; potassium ion import across plasma membrane; chemical synaptic transmission. The record is from RefSeq and is a predicted model, not a curated record. Lineage: Eukaryota; Metazoa; Chordata; Actinopteri; Perciformes; Serranidae. Gene Ontology annotation, cellular component: plasma membrane. Gene Ontology annotation, molecular function: ammonium channel activity; potassium:chloride symporter activity.
CAGAGACCGAGAGUGUGCAUGUGAGUGACACCGAGUGCCAUCAUCAACUCUCUCCUGCAGCCUCUCUCAGUCUCUCCAUCCUCCUCCUGAAGAGGGACAUAUGGCAUCACGCAACAAACAAGACAAGUAAAAGAGAGGAUGAAAUGCAUCUUUUUUUUUCUUUUUAAACUGAGCUACCAGAGGCAAGAGAAAAGAGGCGAGUGAGACGCAAAAGUAAAGAAGCAUCUUGUGGUUGGCUCCAGCAAGCCAGGCAUCCAGCUUUUUUUUUUUUACUAAGCAACAACAUCAGGAGCUGUGCUCAGUGUGCACAGCCUGAGGAGGAGAGAGGAUGCUGAACAACAUGACGGACUGCGAGGAGGGAGAGGGGGGACCCAACAGCCAGGGUGAUGGGAACCCCAAAGAGAGCAGUCCUUUCAUCAACAGCAGUGCAGCCAGCAUCGCGGACAAGAGCCAGCAGUAUGACGGCAAGAAUAUGGCUCUGUUUGAGGAGGAGAUGGAUACCAGCCCAAUGGUUUCCUCUCUGCUCAGCAGUCUGGCCAACUACUCCAACCUGCCGACGGGCAGCAAAGAGCACGAAGAGGCCGAGAAUAACGAGGAGGGAGCACGUCUGUCAAAGAAACCUGUCAAGGCUCCACAGCUGGGCACUCUGAUGGGUGUGUACUUGCCAUGCAUCCAGAACAUUUUUGGGGUCAUCCUCUUCCUGCGGAUGACCUGGAUGGUUGGGAUCGGAGGCGUUUUUGGCUCCUUUAUAAUCGUCUUCAUGUGCUGCUCCACAACAAUGCUCACAGCCAUCUCCAUGAGUGCCAUCGCAACAAAUGGAGUCGUGCCAGCUGGAGGCUCCUAUUACAUGAUCUCUCGCUCUCUGGGGCCCGAGUUUGGUGGAGCUGUGGGGAUCUGCUUCUACUUAGGCACCACUUUUGCAGGCGCCAUGUACAUUCUGGGCUGUAUUGAGAUCCUGCUGAUUUAUAUUGUUCCCCAGGCAGCCAUCUUUAAGAUCGAGGGUCUGGAGGGGCCUGAGGCAGAGGCAGCUCUCCUCAACAACAUGCGGGUGUACGGCACCCUCGUGCUGAGCUUCAUGGCUCUGGUGGUGUUCGUGGGGGUCAAAUAUGUCAACAAGCUGGCGCUGGUCUUUCUGGCCUGUGUCAUCCUCUCCAUUGUGGCUGUUUAUGCCGGAGUCAUCAAGACCGCCAUCGAGCCCCCCGUGUUCCCCGUCUGCCUCCUGGGAAACCGAACGCUGUUUUCUAGGUCGUAUGAUGUCUGUGCAAAGGUCAUCGAAAUAGACAAUGAAACCGUCACCACCAAACUGUGGAGGUCCUUCUGUGAUUCUGACAACCUCAAUGCCACGUGUGACGAAUACUUUACAAACAACAACGUCACAGAGAUACAGGGUAUCCCAGGGGUCACUAGUGGCAUCCUGGCAGAGAACCUGUUUGGUAACUACCUGGAGAAGGGGAUGUUCCUGGAGAAGCGUGGGAUCGCAUCAGACACAGAUCCAGACACUCCCACAUCCAACUCCAACCGCUACGUCCUGGCUGACAUCACAAGCUUCUUCACGCUGCUGGUUGGAAUAUACUUCCCAUCUGUCACAGGUAUCAUGGCGGGCUCCAACCGCUCUGGAGACCUGCGUGAUGCUCAGAAGUCAAUCCCCAUUGGCACGAUUGCAGCCAUCACCACCACAUCUACUGUGUACAUGUCCUGUGUGGUGCUGUUUGGUGCCUGUAUAGAAGGAGUAGUCCUGAGGGACAAGUUUGGUGAAGGGGUCAAUGGUAACCUUGUGAUUGGGACUCUGGCAUGGCCAUCUCCGUGGGUCAUUGUAUUCGGCUCCUUCUUUUCCACUUGCGGAGCGGGACUCCAGAGUCUGACGGGAGCUCCACGUCUCUUACAGGCCAUCUCCCGUGACGGCAUCAUCCCAUUUCUGAGAGUGUUUGGGCAUGGCAAAGCCAACGGGGAGCCCACCUGGGCCCUUCUGCUCACAGCUAGCAUCUGUGAGAUUGGCAUCAUUAUCGCCUCCCUGGAUGCAGUCGCACCAAUCCUCUCCAUGUUCUUCUUGAUGUGCUACAUGUUUGUCAAUCUUGCCUGUGCCCUGCAGACUUUGCUGAGGACACCAAACUGGAGGCCACGCUUUAAGUUCUACCACUGGGCUCUGUCUUUUCUGGGUAUGAGCCUGUGCCUGUCGCUCAUGUUCAUCUGUUCCUGGUAUUACGCCAUCGUCGCCAUGGGCAUCGCCACCUGCAUCUACAAAUACAUUGAGUUCUGUGGAGCGGAGAAGGAGUGGGGUGAUGGGAUACGCGGUAUCUCUCUCAGCGCUGCACGCUUCGCCCUCAUGAGGCUUGAGGAAGGACCGCCACACACCAAGAACUGGAGGCCUCAGAUUCUGGUUCUGGUGAGCGUGGAUGCCGAGCAGAACGUAGAGCAGCCUCGUCUGCUCUCUCUGACCAAUCAGCUGAAAGCAGGGAAGGGUCUGACCAUUGUCGGCACCUCAGUUCAAGGAACCUUCCUCGACAACUACACUGAGGCGCAGAGGGCAGAUCAGUCUCUGCGUAAGUUAAUGGAGACAGAGAAGGUGAAGGGCUUCUCUCAGGUGGUCAUCUCCUCCAAUCUGAGAGAUGGGACGUCCCACCUGAUCCAGGUUGGAGGACUGGGAGGUCUGAAACACAACACUGUGAUGGUCAGCUGGCCCCGAAACUGGAAACAGCCAGAGUACCACCAGCAAUUUAGGAACUUUAUUGAGGUGGUUAGAGAGACGACUGUAGCCAGCAUGGCCUUGUUGGUUCCUAAAAAUAUUUCCAGCUACCCGUCUAAUGGAGAGCGCUUCACUGAAGGCCACAUAGACGUGUGGUGGAUUGUCCAUGACGGAGGCAUGUUGAUGCUCCUGCCCUUCCUGCUGCGUCAACAUAAGGUGUGGAGGAAGUGCAAGAUGCGUAUUUUCACUGUAGCUCAGAUGGAUGACAAUAGUAUCCAGAUGAAUAAAGACCUCAUCACCUUCCUCUAUCACCUGCGCAUCGACGCUGCUGUGGAGGUGGUGGAGAUGCAUGAUGGUGACAUCUCAGCCUACACCUAUGAGAAGACAUUGAUAAUGGAGCAACGAUCCCAGAUCCUCAAACAGAUGCAUCUGACCAAGAAUGAGAUGGAGAGAGAGAUCCAGAGUAUUACGGAUUCAUCCCGCGGGUCCAUUCGGCGUAAAAACCCACCUGGCUUGCGCUCUCAGCACAGUGUUGAUGAAGGAGCUAGCGUAGCAGAACAACCUGAAGAUGAGUCUGGUGCUGUCUCCAACCCAAAACAGGUACAGCUGAUCCACAGUAAGAACGCCUCCACGCCAACCAGCCCAACAAGCCCCACGUCUCCAACUGCGCCUGCAGGGGGCGCUGCGACCCGGACGGACAACAAGGGUGCAGACAAGGCGAAGACCCUUUCAGUAGCAACACCAGAGCUGGGCAAAGACGUCUUCAACAUGAAGCCGGAAUGGGAGAACUUGAGCCAGGUCGACGUGAGGCGCAUGCACACAGCCAUGCGGCUCAAUGAGGUCAUCACAAAGAAGUCCAAGGAGGCAAAACUUGUGCUGCUCAACAUGCCUGGACCGCCCAAGAACCGCAUGGGCAAUGAGAACUACAUGGAGUUCCUGGAGGUGCUCACCGAAGGUCUCAAUCGGGUCCUGCUGGUGCGUGGCGGUGGACGUGAGGUCAUCACCAUCUACUCUUGAAGGGCUUUAAGGUCUUUUAAUGGCACCUACACAGACUCUGCCCUCUUUCCCCCCUUCUGUAUUGUUCCAGGAAAAUCCUCACAUGCCAUUAACUCAUUUAACCUUUUGACCGUUAGUUCACCUGCAGAGUUAUGCAACAGUCACCUCUCUGUUCUCGACUCGUCUGCUGAUAUCAGCAGAUCCCUUUUAUGGUUACUUCCGACAGUUUAUUGCAAAACAAACGACUGUGAAAGCUUCACUUGAUCUCAGAAAAUGGAAGGUUUUAUUUCCCUUUUCUGAUACGUUAAGUCAACUUUAUUUCCCUUUGCUUUUGUUCCUGGUUGUUUGUAAAAGAGGAAUGUUUUUCUUUAUCGUUUUUUCUUACUUUCUGUUAUUUAUUUAUUUAUUAUUAUUUAUUUAUUUAUUCAUCUAAUCAUGUCUGUCUUUGUCCUGGUCUGUUUUUGUCUUUCAUUGUAUGGUUGGAAGCACACGAGUAUUUAUAUAAGUGGUAAUGGUAUUUAUUGAUAGAGGAAAGAACGUUGGUUGAGGACCUUUCUAUGUUCAUGCGAUACAUUUAUAUUAAUUAAUUCUCAAAACAGACCAGCUGCAUGAAAUAUACUGACCUCUAGUUUGCACUCACUUUAGUCAGUUGUGAAAAUGCUGUUAAACACUUGAUUGUCCAUGUUGUCUCAUUGCUUACAGCAGAAAUUAAAAUGAAAAGAAAAUGAUUUGGUGCAGAUUAUUGUGAUCCCAAACCUUAUUGUUUGACUUCAGUAUCCUCACCGUUGGAAAGGGAUCAUAUACAUUGAGUUGACUCAGUGACAUGCAGUAAUACAAAGCCUCUGAGUUCAGUGACGGCCGCUUUAAAUACUGCACAUUCACUAAUUGUCUGAUAUGUAUUAUCUCUGGUGUCUCCUGUGAUAGAUGUCGUGCUGGUUGAUCAGGGCGCACUGAGUUUUUAUCCCUCUGUUGUUUUCAUUUUAAGAUACUAACAUAUAAACGAUCAAGUAGAUUUUGGUACAUGAUUCAAUGGGCAUAUGAAACCUUAAUUUUAUCUUUAUCCAAAAAAUUUGGUUCAUAGGAAUCCUCCUCACAACUCUUUAAUAAAUAAACGGUCCUUCCUGAUUACUUAUCAACAAAAUGUGCCAAUAUAUAAUUUAAAUGUAAUAUUUUAGGUGGAAUUUAAAUGUAAAAAAAAAUCAACAGAUUUAAGACCAGGCAUCUCAACAAACGUUUAUUAAAUAUCGUGUAAAGCUUCAAGGUGAAAGUGAACGUAUGUAGUUAUUAUAUGUUUGUAAAAAGAAAUUUUACAACAUUAAGUCAGUGUAAAAUGUUCAUAGAUACACGUCAAUAUUACAUAAUAAAUUUUAUCUCAGAGAAUUUAUUUUUUAAUGGUGUGGUUCAGAAAAAAGUUUAGAAAUACAAUUUAAGAACAAAUUAUAUAUUCUAUAUUUUAUGUAUGUAAGAGCACAGUAUUUAAGGAGUAGUUUGCUCACUUGAUUUCUUGCUGAUAGAAGAGAGAUACCACUCUCAGCAGCAGCCAGGAGAUGUUUAGCUUAGCUUAGCAUAAUACCUCUGUCCACAGGCAACAAAAUCUGCCUACCAGCACCUCUGAAGCUCAGUAAGUAAUGUUAUAUCUCAUUUGUUCAAUCCAUAAAAAAACAAGGUGUAAAAGUGACAGUUAGCCCUUUUCGUGGAGUUUGUGAGCCAAAGUAUCUCAUGAGUGAGAGCAGUAACUUCCUGGAGUCUCAGCCUGUUGCCCAGCAACAGCACACACUCACCUCCGUAAAAUGACAAAAUGUCGCUUUAACUUCUUAAUGUUUUGUUCAGUUUAAUUUACAACAUAAAACUUGCUAAUUUGGGUGUGUUGGUGUUGGUAGGCAAUUUGUUUUAUCUUUGAUCAGAGCUAGGCCAUCUGUCUCCUCCUGUUUCAAGUCUUUAUGCUAAGCUAAGCUAAGCUAAAAGGCUACUAGCUGUAACUUCAUA